AUGCGCUUCCUUACGGAUUCUCGUGGCCUGGGUGACCCAAACUCUGAGGAGGUGCCUCUCCUUGUCAUCGGGGCUGGGCUCCCUCGCGCUGCCACAUCAUCAAUGCAGGCGGCUUUUGAGAAGCUAGGCUGCGGACCAUGCAUGCACAUGGCAGAGGUCCUCCCCCAUCCUUCGCGUUUACGCCUCUUCAUCGCCGCGCUGCGCGAGAAGAAUCCCGAAGUUCGACAAAAGAUGGUCAAGCAACUCAUUCACGGCCAUCGUUCCAUCUGCGAUCUUCCCGUCGUGUACUUCACACCAGACAUGAUGGACGCAUAUCCAGAUGCCAAGAUUGUGCUCAACCAAAGACCUGACCCUGAAGUCUGGGCCAAGAGUGCUGAGGAGAGCUUCUGGUUCUUCUUCAGUCCUUGGUUCUACUGGGUUGGUCUGCUCUGGUCUUCUGACCGAAUGUGGUAUACACUCAACAUGGAGAGCAUCAAGUUGUGCAAGGAGAAGUAUGGUUCAGCUAAUAUUUUCUCGGCGGAAAUGUAUAACAUGUAUAACGAGGACGUGCUGGCGGAGGCGACGAAGAGGAAUCGAGAGGUUCUCCAGUUCAAGGCAGAGGACGGAUGGGCGCCUCUUUGCAAAUUCUUGGGCAAAGACGUUCCGAAUGAACCUUUUCCUCGAUUGAAUGAGAAAAAGACCUUCCAGAUCGUGAAAUAUGUAUUCAUCGCGAAGGGGCUUUUGUCUUGGGUUGCCCUUUUCGGCGCCACGUGGGGACUUUGGAGAGUCGCGUCGUGGUACAUGUAA
This is a messenger RNA of Fusarium mangiferae, 786 nucleotides long. RefSeq lists its product as uncharacterized. The coding region runs from base 1 to 786 and encodes 261 amino acids. NCBI's taxonomy places the organism in Eukaryota, Fungi, Ascomycota, Sordariomycetes, Hypocreales, Nectriaceae. The transcript has a single exon. The record is from RefSeq and is a predicted model, not a curated record.